ACAAUGAUAUCCGAAGUGGGUCAUCACCUGGGUUUGGAAUUGACAGCGCUUUAAAAGGUGUAUAUUAUAAAAUCAUAAAAGUUGAAGAUAAAGUUGGAUUUGAGUACCAACGCAGAUCUAUU
This is a messenger RNA of Racocetra persica, 122 nucleotides long. The record is from the annotation of a GenBank genome assembly. Lineage: Eukaryota; Fungi; Glomeromycota; Glomeromycetes; Diversisporales; Gigasporaceae.